UUUUUAGAACUCGAGAGCGCUUGCAGAUAUAUUUUAUGCCUCAGUGGAGGUUUGUGAAAUUAUAUCAAACAAAAUAUCCCAUAAACUUCUUGUAAGCGCUCAAAGCCCUAAACCCUGCCACAACCAUCCACCCACCACCACCACUGCCACCACCCUGUAGAUUUCAUUUUCCCUAGUAUCGGAUCAUCCUCCUUUGUCUCCCUCCUCUCCUCCUUUUGUUUUUUUUUGGAUAAUAGUGUGGAGAAAUGCAAGCUAUUCAUGGAAAGAUUCGACUGAUAGGGAGGCUGACCAUCAACAAUUUUAAAAAUGUUGAUCUCAAGAGAGCAGUGUGGGACAGUGCUGUCACUAGCUCGAGCACUCAUUUUGGUUCAAAUCCCUUAUGGUUGCAGGACGAGGAAACAAAUGCUUAUGUUCUUAAGAGGGGGAACAUACAUGGCUUGCUUUUAGUAUGGCCAACCUCAUUCUCUAAAGCAUAUCUCAAGGAGUUUGGUAGAGAAACUGGCUUCUUGAUGUCAUUCAAGAACAAUGGCAUGUCGAAAGGGGAAAAAUCUUGGACUGGGCCUGCACCGUGUUUAUCUCAAUUGGUUAGACUUGUGCCAACCAACAGGUGCUUCUCAACAAUUGGAAAUUCGGUCGAAUCUGCUCCUCAAGAUGCUUCUGUUACUACAUCGAACAUACCUACACGGAUCAAAUUUAAGAGGCUUGAUAAAACAGCAAGGCACAUAAUGCAGAUUCUUGAUAAGGAAGCAGUUGAGGGAGUGAAGUCAAAGAGAGAGAUUCCUGAAAUUAAACCUGGUUAUAUGGUCCAGCUCAAAGUGGAAGUACCUGAGAACAAAAGACGUGUUUCAGUAAUUAAAGGCAUAGUAAUAGCAAGACGAAAUUCUGGUAUCAGUACAACAUUUAGAUUGAGAAGACUUGUGGCUGGCGUUGGCGUUGAAUCCCUUUAUCAACUGUACUCGCCUAAUAUAAAGGAGAUUAAGGUACUGGACAAAAAGAAAGUGCGGAGGGCCAAGCUAUACUAUCUCAGGGACAAGAUGAAUGCACUUAAGAAAUAAUAGCACGUUGUCUAAGAUGAAAAGUGUAUGUGAAUUCAGAAAAUGUGUUGUUGUCCUGGUAAUCCUUGAUUGAGCCUUGACUUUUGGAUGUUCGGUUAGGAGGUAUCUGCUGACGACAAGGUCAAUUUCUGCAGAAAAUAUUACUUGGCUUGUACCCAUAACUUCAUCAAUGAACUUGAGAGGCAAAACUGAAUAGUCACAGGCUGACGAGACUAUGGUGUAGUGGCUAAAGUUGAGGUUCCAAAACUUGGGAGAUUCUGAGUUUAAAUUCCCUCUCCUUCCGCCCUCUUCCUGUUUCUUAAAUCUCAUUCCUGUUUCUUAAAUCUCAUCCCUUUUUUGCUAGGAGGAAAAAGGGAAAAAAGAGAAUAGCCAUAUUACUUAUUUGACAAUUUUAUACUUCAGUGUCAUAGUCAUUAUAGAGUUAAGCAGACAGUAGAUCUCUUUUUUGGAUAGCUUAAAACCAUUUUGCUUCCCAUUUCUUGAAGCAUAAUGUACUUCUGAAUCAGGCAACGAGCAUCA
Messenger RNA from Coffea arabica (coffee), 1574 nucleotides. The record is from RefSeq and is a predicted model, not a curated record. NCBI's taxonomy places the organism in Eukaryota, Viridiplantae, Streptophyta, Magnoliopsida, Gentianales, Rubiaceae.